AUGGUGGGCAGCAAGGAGGACAGUCUCGACCGAAGUCUCUCGUCGCAUGCUGCCCACGAUGAGCACAAGGGGCUGGAUGACAGCGAGCUGCCAGAUUAUCAGGAUCCCGAGGUGAAGAGGAUCAUGCGAAAGGUGGAUUUCCGACUCCCUCCUGUUCUGGCCAUUCUGUACCUCUUUUCGUUCUUGGAUCGAAGCAACAUCGGAAACGCCAAGAUUGCUGGAAUGACCAAGACUUUGAAGAUGAGUGGGCAUGACUACAACAUCGCACUGACCGUGUUCUUCUUCCCAUAUGCUUGCUUCAUGAUUCCGUCGAAUAUGGUCCUCAAGAAGGUCCGACCUGCGACGUGGAUGGCAUUCCUCAUGACGGGCUGGGGCGUUGCGAUGAUGUGUCACGGCUGGGUCCAAACCAAAGGACAAUUGAUUGCAUGUCGCUGUAUCAUGGGACUCUUCGAAUCCGGCUUCUUCCCAGCUGCGGCAUACCUCUGCACUCUCUGGUACUGUCGCUUUGAAUACCAACAGCGCGUGGCGUACUUCUAUUCAUCCGCCACACUUGCCGGCGCUUUCUCUGGAAUCCUCGCGUACGGUCUCGAGAAACUCGAAGGAAAAGCCGGAUAUGAAGGUUGGCGAUGGAUCUUUAUCGUUGAGGGCAUCGCUACAAUCAUCAUCGGCAUCAUCACAUACUGGAUCCUACCCAACUCACCGCAGGGCUGUUCUUUCCUGACCGAACGCGAGAAGUCUAUCAUCGCUCGACGACUUGCUGAGGAUUCCGGUACCAAGGACGGCAAGGUGAUCAACAACGGCGACCGCUUCAGCUGGCCUGUCCUUCGAGAUGUUCUGCUGGACAAGAGGCUGUGGCUAGGAGGUGUCAUGGUCUGUGCUCAGUCGAUCCCAUUCUAUGCCUUCACGUUCUUCGCGCCAACCAUCAUCAAAGAGCUCGGUUUCAAGACGUGGAAAGCUCAACUCAUGACCGUUCCAGUGUACAUGGUCGCUUGUAUCGGUACGCUGGUCAUCGCCUACUUUGCCGACAAGCAGCAUCGACGCUGGCCAUUUGUCGCUUUCCCAUACAUCUUGUCAGCGUGUGCCUUCAUCGCAAUGUUGGCGAUCCCGCAUCCUCGGUACCCAGGACUUACAUACGGAUUCCUAUUCUGCAUCCCUCUCGGCCUGUCUUCCGGCCUCAACGCCUUGAUCGCAUGGGUCGGCAACAACCUCGCUCCUUCAUGGCGCCGUGCAAUCGGAAUGGCAUUCAUAACAACAUUAGCCAAUUUCGGCGGAGCCAUCGGCGCCAACAUCUACCUCGCCGAGCAAGCUCCCAGAUAUCCCCUGGGCUUCGGCUUCUCUCUUGGUGUCCUCGUUGCCGGCAUCACGUCUGCGUUUGCCUCGCGAUGGAUCCUUCGCAGGAAGAACCGAGAGCGCGACCAGCUUGAUCCAGCUACUGUCAAGAGCCAGUAUAGUGAGCAGCAAUUGUUGGAUUUGGGUGAUAAGAGUCCGCUGUAUAGAUAUGUGAUUUGA
Molecule: messenger RNA, 1509 nt
Organism: Pseudocercospora fijiensis CIRAD86
Lineage: Eukaryota; Fungi; Ascomycota; Dothideomycetes; Mycosphaerellales; Mycosphaerellaceae
Exons: 4
Coding region: 1-1509 (502 amino acids)
Biological process (GO): transmembrane transport
Cellular component (GO): membrane
Molecular function (GO): transmembrane transporter activity
Source: RefSeq, a predicted model, not a curated record